This is a messenger RNA of Scheffersomyces amazonensis, 473 nucleotides long. RefSeq lists its product as uncharacterized. The coding region runs from base 48 to 269 and encodes 73 amino acids. The record is from RefSeq and is a predicted model, not a curated record. The transcript is spliced from 2 exons. Gene Ontology annotation, cellular component: cytoplasm. Lineage: Eukaryota; Fungi; Ascomycota; Pichiomycetes; Serinales; Debaryomycetaceae.
AUAUAUAGUUUAUAACAAUUAAACAUUUAAAUAUUAAACAAAUAAAAAUGAUUGGAAAAGCAGUUCAUAUAGGAGUAGACUUGGCUUUAUUAUCAGCCUUCUUAGCUGGUGUUAAAAGAAAUACUGGAUUAACUGUUGAUUAUGAUGCCUUUGGUGAUGAAUACCCAAAUCUUAAAUACUAUUCAAACAAGUAUUUACAAGUUGGUGAACAACUUUUUGAUUUCACUGCUGCUUAUCUUACAACUUCAGAUUAUUUUAAACGUAAAUAAUCAAAAGAUUGUUAAUUUAUUUAAUUCUUUAUUUAUUCAUUUAAGUAACCCUAUUUUUAUUUUAUAAUUGGUAAGUAACUGGUUUAUCAGUAGAUGAUAAAGGUGUAUAUAUUAUGUAUGUAUAGUUAUUAUUCCUACUAUGUUUAUAUUCAUUAAUGUUUUUUUUUUUAUUUUGUACAUACACGAUUUUUACUAAAUGAUAGA